CUGGCUCCAGUCCCUGCUUUCGCACCGACGGGGCGAGGAGGCGCCUGCUUGCUGCGGUUGACUCAGCUCUGGGCCUCCAGCACCCUGCGAGGGUGGGGACCGGGGGGGCCACCCACCGCCACGAGGGUCCCCGUAGGACGCUGGGGGGGACACAAGCCACUGUGACCCCCACGUGCAGUCCUGGGCAGGGUGGGAGGGCUGGGUGCCCAGCACCCCUCUGCAACCGGGGAGCAGCGCCUGGGCCAGACCUGGGUGAGUGCUUUGGGUGCCGGUCUGUUCCGGGGUGGGGGGAACACCCCUGUGCACCGCCAAUAAACAGGAUAUGAGCGGGGAGGCAGCGGCAGCAUCGUCCCAGCCCCGGUGACAACGCAGAUCAGGAUGAUCCCCACCGCACAGCGGCCCCGCCAUCCCUCCGCAGAUGUUGGCGUCGCUGGUGCAUGCCCGGCACGCUGAGCCCCCCCACCCGCAGCCCCCCGCUUCUCAGCACCCAGCUCGGCCAGCCCCCCGGGGCGCCCCCGCCGUGUCCCCCCCCCCAGCCAUGGCGCUGGAGCUGGGGACUGAGGCGCUGCUGGACCUGAGCUUCCUGACGGAGGCCGAGCAGCUCGCCAUCACCGAGGUGCUGCGCCGCGACUGGCAGCUCCGCCGGCGCGAGGAGGGACGCAUCAGCAAGCUCCGCAAGUCGGUGUCGGACCCGGCGCGGCUGAGGAUCCUGACCGGGGACUGGUUCUGUGACGCCCGUGCCCAGCGUCACCGCCACCACCUGGGCUCCGACCUUGUCCGUGCGUCCAUCCGCCGCAGGAGGCGGCCCUGGGGAGCCGAGGACUUGGAGUGUGGGCCCAGCCUGGGCGAGCUGGAGGCCAUCAGAGAGCCGCUGGUGGAGGAGAAGGAGGAUGAGGAUGGUGCGGCAGAGCCGGAGGAGAGCCCGCCCACGGAGGAUGUGCAGGAAGAUGCAGAGCCCCAGCCCAGCCCCACGGCUCCAGCUCUGGAGGAGACCCCAGUGUCACAGUCCCUGGAGCCAGGUGACAUCCCAGCGAGGGAGCAGGACGGCCCAGCCCAGACAGGUGACACAGGUGACACAGGCGGUGGGAACCCCUUUGGCACAUCCAGCACGGAGGAAGAUGAGGAGGAACCUGACUCUGCACGCAGCGGCCCCGAGGCUGGACAGGGGCCGGAGAACCCCGAGAAAUCUCCAGCAUCCCCAGCCCGGGUGUCCCCACAGAACGGCCACAGGUCCCCGAGCAGCCUGCUGACCACCAGCUCCUCCGUGUCCAGCCUCAGCUCCUCCACGCUGAGCGGCAGCCUGAUGAGCCUGUACAGCGAGGGCGAGCUGGGCAGCGUGGCCGUGCGGGGCUGCGUCCAGUUCUCCCUGCGCUACGACCCGGCCAAGAAGGAGCUGCAGGUCCACGUGCUGCGGUGCCGCGAGCUGGCCGAGGCCAAGAAGCAGCGGUCGGACCCGUACAUCAAGACGUACCUGCUGCCCGAUAAGUCCAACCGCAGCAAGCGCAAGACCACGGUGAGGAAGAGGAGCUUGGAUCCCAUCUUCAAUGAGACCCUCAAGUAUAAACUGGAGAAGAGGGACCUGCAGGGCCGGACCCUGAACCUCUCGGUGUGGCACCACGACAGCCUGGGCAGGAACCUCUUCCUGGGGGAGGUGGAGAUCGCGCUGGGCACCUGGGACUGGGCCAACACAAGCCCCGAGUGGUUCAACCUCCAGCCCCGGAUGCCCAUCUCCUCAGACGGCCUCACCAGCCGGGGCAACCUCAACUUGGCAUUGAAGUUCAUCCCUGCCGGCUCGGAAGGCGGGGGACUGCCACCCACGGGCGAGCUGCACAUCUGGGUGAAGGAUGCUCAGAGCCUCAUCCCGCUGCAGAGCGGCACCGUGGAUGCCUUUGUGCAGUGCUACGUGCUGCCGGAUGACAGCAAGGCCAGCCGGCAGAAGACGCGGGUAGUGAAGCGGAGCCUCAACCCCCUCUUCAACCACACCAUGGUGUACGACGGCUUCCAGGCCAAGGACCUGGCCGAGGCCUGCGCCGAGUUCACGCUCUGGCACCACGAAGCCUUUGCCAAGCGCCAGCUGGGGGGAAUCCGGCUCAGCCUGGGCACAGGGAGCAGCUACGGGCUGCCCGUGGGCUGGAUGGACUCGACGCCGGAGGAGCGGGGGGUGUGGGGGCGGCUGCUCCAGCAGCCCGGGCGCUGGGUGGAAGCGCUGCUGCCCCUACGGACCAACCUGGUCCCCCGGGCAUAGCCCUCGGACCCCCACAAGGGACCACCCGGUGCCAGCAGGACUGUGGGACCCACUGGGGACAGAGCUGAGCCCGGAGCGUCACUGUGCAGGGCUGGGGACUGCACCCCCCCACCCUUUCAGCAGCAAUGAAAUGGAACUGGGGGGCA
Molecule: messenger RNA, 2391 nt
Organism: Columba livia (rock pigeon)
Lineage: Eukaryota; Metazoa; Chordata; Aves; Columbiformes; Columbidae
Gene: SYTL1
Product: synaptotagmin like 1
Exons: 16
Coding region: 419-2245 (608 amino acids)
Biological process (GO): exocytosis; intracellular protein transport
Cellular component (GO): plasma membrane; exocytic vesicle
Molecular function (GO): neurexin family protein binding; small GTPase binding
Source: RefSeq, a predicted model, not a curated record